AUGGAGCCUCGGAGAGCGGAAGAGGCUGCUCCCGGUCUCAUGGCCCAGGCCAGACCGUCCCAGGCACUUCCCCUGCCAAGCGCCACCCGCCCCCCCCCCGCCGCCCCUGCCCACACCAGUGCCGCCUCGCAGACGACCCACAUCAGCAGUGGCAAGCAGAAGCGCCCCGGGGCCCCAGCCGCAGGCAGUGUGGGCGUCCUGGCCACGCGAGCAUCCCCGAGAGCAGGAGCGCCUCCCAGAAGGCUCGGGGCAGGCGGUGAGGAUGGCAGAGAAGGCUACACCCCGGACGCACACAGCGCCUUUGAGCUUCCUGAGCUCAAGGGCUCUACUCGGAAGCCCGAGUUCCCGCUCAGCCCCAUCCCAGACCCCACACAGGUUCUCGGAGGGUCAUCUGCCUUCACCAAACGUUCUCCAGUUUCCUCCACAUGUGCGCUCAAGGACAGUCGUGGCUGGGCACACAAGGGCACGGCGCUGGGGGACAACCCCAACACGGGACCCCGUAGCCAGUGCGAGGGUCAAGAGGCUCUAUGA
Messenger RNA from Lutra lutra (Eurasian river otter), 531 nucleotides. RefSeq names its product predicted GPI-anchored protein 58. NCBI's taxonomy places the organism in Eukaryota, Metazoa, Chordata, Mammalia, Carnivora, Mustelidae. The record is from RefSeq and is a predicted model, not a curated record. Bases 1 to 531 code for a protein of 176 amino acids. The transcript has 4 exons.